CCUGCACUGAUCAGGGAUACUCAGGUGUGAAGAGAUCAGCUAAAGAAAGAUAAAAUAUAAGUCAGGUGGAGACACUCUCUACUGAGCAGAAAAAGAUAAACAGUUGCAUCCCUGAGAAUUUCCCCAAACCAGAAGACCACUGACACCCUCACCCUCCAGAAUGUGGCUCCAGGUGUUCUUCUUGUGUCUGUCCUGCCUAACUCUGUCCAGCCAAAGCCAGGCCCAAGACAGAGCUUCUCUCCGCCGCUCCAAUGACGCCACGGGGCGCUGCCACUACACCUUCACUGUAGCCAGUCCAGAGGAGUCCAGCUGCUCCAGAAGCAGCAUGACACCAGAGAUGGAUGGAGUCUCUUCCCGACUCACUCUGCUGGAGGCUUUGGUCAGCCAGCUCAUAGCAGGAGUGGACGGAGGGACUGGGACUGGGAUGGGGGUUAACGCUGAAGAGGGUCUUCAGGAAGCUUACUCCAAAGUUACAGGAGAAAGAAACCAGUUGCAGCAAGACAAGGAGCGCCUGAACAGACAGGUCCAGGAGCUGCAGAGGAGGCUGGACGAGCUGAGUCAGGAGGCAGAGAGCCUCAGGCAGAAACCCUGCCAGCAGACACACAUCUCUGGGGGGACUCAGCGUGAAAACAGACCUGCCAGUGACCCUGCAUAUGAGUUUGGGAAUGGGUCGUACCAGGAGAUGAAGGCUGAGGUUACAGAGGUUCCAGCAUCCCGCCUCAUUCCAGAGGGAAAUCACAACUCCACAGGCUGUGGAGAGCUGCAGUCAGUGGCAGAUCCUGUGUUGCACAGGAAGGCGGACAGUAUCACAGGGAAGUAUGGAGUGUGGCUGCAGGAUCCCGAGCCCCAGGGCCCUAACUACCCCAACAAGACUGUGUGGCGUAUCGACACAGUGGGUAAAGAUGUUCGUCAGCUCUUUGCCUAUGAAGACAUGGAUCAAUUCUCCCGAGGCUUCCCUAUGAAGGUCCUGGUCCUACCAGAGCCUGUGGAGAGCACGGGGGCAACCAUGUACCGCGGCUCCCUCUACUACCAGCGCAAACGCAGCCGUACCCUGAUCCGUUACGACCUGGCCUCUGAGAGUCUGGCAUCACGCCUGGACCUGCCUCAUGCUGGUUUCCAUGGCCAGCACCCGUACUCAUGGGGCGGCUACACUGACAUUGACCUAGUGGCAGAUGAACAGGGCCUGUGGGCUAUAUACAGCACAAGCAAAGCUAAGGGUGCAAUUGUGAUCUCCCAACUGGACCCCGAGAGCCUGGAAGUGAGGAAGAGCUGGGAGACCAACAUCAGGAAGAACACAGUGGCCAAUGCUUUCAUGGUAUGCGGACGUCUGUACACGGUAGCCAGCUACACUGCGCCCAACACCACCAUCAACUACAUGUUUGACACCGCAACAGGCGUGGGACGGGCUGUUGCUGUGCCCUUCAAGAACAAGUACCGUUACAACAGCAUGGUGGACUACAACCACGCCCAGAGGAAGCUGUACGCUUGGGACAACUUCCACAUGGUCACCUAUGACAUUAGACUGGGCAGGGCCAGCCAUGGUAGCAACUAAAGAGGACACAGUCAGAGAGAAACUGCUGUCCACAGGACUGAUACAAGAGCAAGUGAAUGAAAAAACAUGUAAUCAUUUGCAUUGAGUUCAUGUAUGUGUUUUUGCAUCAUUAAAAUAUAUUUUUUCUAUUGUAAAUAAGAUCUAUUGUGGCAACAGAAAUAUAUUCCUACAGUAGAUUAAUGUAGCUCUUUUUUAUCUGUUGAUAAAUGCUCUAAUUAUUUAAGUUCUUAAUAAAAUACAUUUACAAUAA
Dicentrarchus labrax (European seabass) is the source of this 1802-nucleotide messenger RNA. Its product is annotated as myocilin-like. Gene Ontology annotation, biological process: osteoblast differentiation; signal transduction. Gene Ontology annotation, cellular component: Golgi apparatus. The transcript is spliced from 3 exons. The record is from RefSeq and is a predicted model, not a curated record. The coding region runs from base 161 to 1552 and encodes 463 amino acids. Lineage: Eukaryota; Metazoa; Chordata; Actinopteri; Moronidae.